This is a messenger RNA of Sapajus apella (tufted capuchin), 2422 nucleotides long. RefSeq names its product uricase. Gene Ontology annotation, cellular component: peroxisome. The transcript has 10 exons. Gene Ontology annotation, biological process: purine nucleobase catabolic process; urate catabolic process. Gene Ontology annotation, molecular function: urate oxidase activity. Lineage: Eukaryota; Metazoa; Chordata; Mammalia; Primates; Cebidae. The coding region runs from base 400 to 1347 and encodes 315 amino acids. The record is from RefSeq and is a predicted model, not a curated record.
AAUCUUUUUUUUGAGAAGAACUGAUGUGGGGGCAGGGUGUGUGGAAGAAGGGAAGAAAUGACAGUGGCCUGAACCAGGGUAAGUCUAGUGUAGGUGGUUGAGAAGUGAUUCUUCUGGAAGGUAAAGUUGCUGAUGGAACUGAAUGGAGGAUGCCAAGACUUUUGACCUGAGUGAUUAGAAGGAUGGAGUUAACAUCAGGUGAAAUGCGGGAAACUUCUUCAAGUGGAACAAAUUUGAGAGAUCCUAAACAUGGCCAUGAUGGUAAUGGAUGCAAGGACAAUCCUCCAAAUAUUUUCCAGGUAGCUUGAUCCCUACCAAUAAGACUGCACCACCCAGGGCACUAUGAAAAUGAAGUUGCCACUGACUGGAGGUCAGCAGUCCUGCAUUGGAUCCAGAUGAAUGUACACCAGCAUGGAACCCCCAAGGCUAUGCUCUAGAGGGUCAUCUCUGAACCUCCUUGAAAAUGAUGAGGUGGAGUUUGUCCGAACUGGCUAUGGGAAAGAUAUGGUAAAAGUUCUCCAUAUUCAGCGAGAUAGAAAAUAUCACAGCAUUAAAGAGGUGGCAACUUCAGUGCAACUUACUCUGAGUUCCAAAAAAGAUUACCUGCAUGGAGACAAUUCAGAUAUCAUCCCUACAGACACCAUCAAGAAUACAGUUCAUGCCUUGGCAAAGUUCAAAGGAAUCGAAAGCAUAGAAACCUUUGCUGUGAAUAUUUGUGAGCAUUUUCUUUCUUCUUUUAACCAUGUCAUCCAAACUCAAGUCUAUGUGGAAGAAAUCCCUUGGAAGCGGCUUGAAAAGAAUGGAGUUAAGCAUGUCCAUGCAUUUAUUCACACUCCCACUGGAACACACUUCUGUGAGGUUGAACAGCUGAGAAGUGGACCCCCAGUUAUUCAUUCUGGAAUCAAAGACCUCAAGGUCUUGAAAACAACCCAGUCUGGAUUUGAAGGUUUCAUCAAGGACCAGUUCACCACCCUCCCUGAGGUGAAGGACCGAUGCUUUGCCACACAAGUAUACUGCAAGUGGCGCUACCACCAGUGCAGGGAUGUGGACUUCGAGGCUACCUGGGACACCAUUCGGGACCUUGUCCUAGAGAAAUUUGCUGGACCCUAUGACAAAGGCGAGUACUCGCCCUCUGUUCAGAAGACCCUCUAUGAUAUCCAGGUGCUCUCCCUGAGUCGAGUUCCUGAGAUAGAAGAUAUGGAGAUCAGCCUGCCGAACAUUCACUACUUCAGCAUAGACAUGUCCAAAAUGGGUCUGAUCAACAAGGAAGAGGUCUUGCUGCCAUUAGACAAUCCAUAUGGCAAAAUUACUGGUACAGUCAAGAGGAAGUUGUCUUCAAGACUGUGACAUUGUGGCCACCAAUAGGAGUCCACUCUCAGCUGAGGAAUUCCUUACGUCAUUUGUGAUGCUGGAGAUUAUAGCAUGUAGCCAUGCAAAAUUUCACACUAGUAUAUUGAUUUAUAGUGUUCACUUUCCUCCAAUACGAAGCAAUUUAUUUCUUCUACAUCUAGCUCAGCAAGGCAUUCUGUGGAUUACCUUAUUAGUAAUUGUAACAUGCUUUAUGGCUAUAGUUUACUUUUAAAAUGCUGAGCAGUAUCAUAACAGUUAUACAUCAGUAUUUCUUUUUGGUUGACUUAUGCCUUCCUAGCUUCGAGCAGCUUUAGAAUCAAUUCAUUAAGAAGAUAAUCAUGAAUUAAUGGGUGUGUCACAUCAAUUAAUUUGUGCACAGCUUUAAAAAACAAAUAUUGUUUUCAUCCUACUGAUGCUCCUAAGUAAUGCAGAAAAGGAAAUAAAAUUAUAUUGAAAAAUAUCACCAUUGUUACUUCAUUUGACUGAGUAUUCGGAUUUUAAGAAUGCUCUAGCAUAUCACUGAUGGUUUAUUUCCACUCUGAUAGUACUUCUGUGAUCUUAAUGUAUUGAUUUUAAACUUUUUCAAUCCUUAGAUAAUAUUUAGUACAUAUAAGCAUACUGAAAAAGAGUAUAAAUUGUUUUUCUUUGAAUAAUGCAUCCAUUAUGUGCACAAAAUGUCACAUUUAAUAAAUGUUAAGCCAAUAUACAGAUGGGUAGAUGUACACAUAGAAAGAAGACUAGAGAGUAUAGAAGUGAAAAUAUCAGCAAUGACGAUUUCUGGUCGAUGGGAUUAUGAAUGUUUUUUACGUACCUUUCUGAAUCUUCCAAAUAUGAACAAUUAUUUCUUUUACAAUCAGAGAAACAAACAUAGUUGAUGAUUUAAAGAUGCAUACAGAUUUGAGGGCUGAUUAUAUCAACUAACACUACCAUUGUGUACAUAUAAUAAAGCUUCACGAAUUAUAACUUUAGAAACCCAUGAUGAAAACCUGUCCACAUGAACAUUCUAGAUCACCUUUUCCAUUAAAAAAAUCUUUAUUUAAAAAAAUAAAAUAAAAUCUCCAUUUUUAAGAAA